Messenger RNA from Aspergillus oryzae RIB40, 333 nucleotides. RefSeq lists its product as uncharacterized. The record is from RefSeq and is a predicted model, not a curated record. The transcript is spliced from 3 exons. NCBI's taxonomy places the organism in Eukaryota, Fungi, Ascomycota, Eurotiomycetes, Eurotiales, Aspergillaceae. Bases 1 to 333 code for a protein of 110 amino acids.
AUGGAUUUCCAUCCCAGCGAGCGUCCAUCCGAGGGCGAUCUCUUCGAAUUCGAGCGAUUCGAUAAGGGCUAUGAUGCGGAGGAUAUAUGCUGUGUUAUCUGUGGUGCCCCAAGCUUUAUCAAGGUGGUGGAAGCAGAAGUGCGAGACAAGAAUCUUGAGAGGUACAAGUGGUUUGUACCGCAGGCCAUCCGAGCUGAAAAUUAUCAUUAUGAGAAAGAUUGGGAUAUUGCGAGCCUGCCAAAUCAUGAUCUACCACUAGAAGUACUCGGGAUAGAUGGGUGCAUUCCAAGUAUCCCCUCGGACGCAACGGCUCGUUUAACCCGCGUCGUGUAG